Messenger RNA from Juglans microcarpa x Juglans regia, 3208 nucleotides. RefSeq names its product protein FAR1-RELATED SEQUENCE 4-like. Lineage: Eukaryota; Viridiplantae; Streptophyta; Magnoliopsida; Fagales; Juglandaceae. The transcript has 10 exons. The record is from RefSeq and is a predicted model, not a curated record. Gene Ontology annotation, molecular function: zinc ion binding. Gene Ontology annotation, biological process: regulation of DNA-templated transcription. Bases 336 to 2984 code for a protein of 882 amino acids.
GUUCUCAACCGCAACCCCACCCACCCCCCCGCCCGAGUCAUUUGCCCUCUUCUGAGUCUUCUCCCCUCCCCCAAAUCUCCCCUGACGACGGCGUCUGUGGCGUCCUCCACCGAAAAACUCUCUCUAUCUCUCACUCACAAACGCAUUGACACAGUGACUACCUGACGUGUGGGUCUCAGGCACAGUUUUGGAGCUCGGUAUUACACUGAGUGGCAGGGUUGGGGCACCACGUCUCCUGUACCAGCCAUGGUCACGAAAAUCAUUGAGGAGUUGAAGGCUUUGGAGAAAGAUAUUGAUGCCCAGAUGAGCUUUGGCGGUAGUGUUAAAAUAGCCUAAUGGGCAAAGAGGAAGCUGGAAGGUCACCCAAGCCUUCUACAUCGAUGUCGUCGAUCCAGGAAUAUUAUAGUCCCGUAAAUCCAUACUACCCGCCAUUUAUGAUGCUUCCAAAUACAUAUAUAAAUCCAUAUCCAAAUCCACAUCCGUAUCCUUGGGGUAGCCAGCAUCCGUCGAGGCCACCUCUUGGACCAACUCUACCCUACCCUUCGUCAAGUAAUUCGGAGGAGUUAAGAGGAUCUCAAGAGACUAGCCAAGUAGAUCAUCCGUCGAUACCACCUCUUGGACCAACUCUACCCUACCCUUCGUCUAGUAAUCCGGAUGAGUUAAGAAGAUUUCAAGAGACUAGCCAGCAUUUGUCGGUGCCCCCCCCUCUUGGACCAACUCUACCCUGCCCUUCGUCUGGAAAAAAAUUGGAGGAGUUAAAAAGAUAUCAAGAGACUAGUCAGCAUCCCUCGAUGCCACCUCUUGGACCAACUCUACCCUAUCCUUUGUCGAGUAGUCUGGAGGAGUUUAGAAGAUCUGAAGUGACCACACAACGCGUAAGUGAUUCGUCCACCAUGCCUAAUAGUGUAGAAAGUGAGAAGAAUGUUGGAGGUACAUCACACACAACUGAUCAAAGCUAUCAUAUUAGUAGCGAGGAUAAAGAAGCAACAUCCGACGUACAUAAAGAGGCGGAGGGGACUAAUGAUGUAUCUAAUGAUGAUGAACGAGUUGAAAUACCAAAAUCUGGUAUGGAGUUUGCUACUGAGAAAGAGCUUCUGGCUUAUUACAAACGAUAUGCCAAGCAAGUGGGUUUUGGUGUGAAAACACAAAGGACGAAGCGAGAGGCAAAUGGUAGUGUUAAGUAUGUCACAAUUGGGUGUGCACGUAGUGGCAAGUAUCAUCCUAGCCAUGGUAAUGUUUCUAGGUCACGACCGACAAUUAAAACAGAUUGUAAGGCGAAGAUAAAUGCUCACUUGGCGAAUGGGGUAUGGGUUUUGACCACUGUUGAGAUUGCUCACAAUCAUACCGUAAGCCCACAAAAUUCUAGAUUUUUUAGAUCUCAUAAGUUUUUAGAUGAAUAUAGUCAAAGGAUGCUUGAUUUGAAUGACAAAGCAGGUGUUCGAAUGGACAAAAAUUUCAAUGAUGUUGUUGUUGACGCGGGGGGGUCUGAGAAUCUUGAAUUUGCAGAAAAAGAUUGUCUGAAUUUUAUUGACAAAGCUAUACACUUAAGGCUUGGUAAAGGAUGUGGUAAAACACUUAGUGACUACUUUGAUAGAAUGAGAGAGAUGAAUGAUGGCCUUGUUUCUGUUAUGGAUAUGGAUGAUGAAUUUAGAGUAAAAAAUGUGUUUUGGGCUGACGCACGCAGUCGAGCAGUAUAUGAGUAUUUUGGAGAUGUUAUCACCUUCGAUACGACGUUUCUAACAAAUAGGUAUAGUAUGCCUUUUGUUGCCUUUGUGGGUGUAAACCAUCAUGGGCAAUCUAUAUUGUUAGGGGCUGGAUUGAUUUCAGGUGAGGACACAAGUACGUUUGUUUGGUUGUUUCGAGCAUGGUUGAAGUGCAUGCAUGAUCGGGCUCCCAAAGCCAUAAUAACAAAUCAUGAUCAGGCAAUGAAGAGUGCUAUUUCCAUUGUAUUUCCAGAUACUCGUCAUAGAUAUUGUCUCUGGCACAUCAUGCGAAAACUACCAGAAAAAUUGGGAUCCCACUCUCAAUUCAAUGCAGGGUUGAAGACUUCUAUUCAGAGUGCUCUAUAUGAUUCACAAACUUGUGGGGAGUUUGAGGACAAAUGGGGGCAACUACUUGAUAUGUAUAAUCUUGGUUCUAAUACAUGGCUACAAGGGUUGUACAAUGACAGGUCUUUUUGGGUACCAGUUUACUUGAAGAAUGUUUUUUGGGCUGGUAUGAGCACUACACAGCGGUCUGAAAGAAUGAAUGCUUUUUUUGACGGGUUUGUGUAUUCUGGUACGACAUUAAAGGAAUUUGUUGAUCAAUUUGAAAAUGCGCUAAAGAAAAAGGUGGAGGUUGAGGCUAUAGCUGAUUUCAAUUCCUUCAACCAAACGAUUCCAUGCUUAUCCCCUUUUGGCAUUGAGAAACAAUUUCAAACGGUUUAUACAAAUGCAAAGUUCAAGGAGGUCCAACGAGAGGUGCUGGGGAUGAUUUUAUGUAAUUGCACACUUGUUAGCACUAAAGGUUGUAUUUCCACAUUUGAUGUUUUAGAUCAAAUUUCCAUUGAUGACCAUGUGAAGAGGGUGCAGUACUUAGUUUACUACAACGAAGAAGAAUGUGAAGUGAAAUGCACGUGUGCGUUGUUUGAGAUGCGGGGCAUUUUCUGUAGGCAUGCAUUUUCUGUAUAUAAUAUGAAGAACAUUAAUGUUCUGCCGAAAAAGUAUAUCUUGGAUCGAUGGAGAAAUGACUUAAAGAGGAGAUACACACUGGUCAAGAGUAGCUAUGAUGACUUGCAGGGCAAUACAAAUGCACGAAGGUAUGAGGUUGUGGUGAAAAGAUGCUUGAAAUUAGCGACGCGUGUAUCCCCAAGUGAUGAGCAUUAUAAUGCAUUUUUACGUCAUUUAGAUGAAUUUGAGCCUAAAUGUGAAGGCUUAACGUUUGAGUCAAAACUUUGUUCAGCCAAUGUCGAAGAAAAAGUGGUAACCAGUAGAAAGAAAAAAUAGACUUGCAGGAAAAUCUCUGAUGAUGAAUCUCAUUCAAGUGAGCUCCCACUAUCUCAACUUGAUGGUAGUGUUGAUGGUUUUGUUAUUGGAACCCAGUAUAGUACUGUCACACAACCAACACCAUCGGGCAAUGAGUAGGUGUGAUGCAUUUAUUUACCAUAUGUUUCUUCUUUGUUUAAUUGUUUUCAAUCAAUUAUUAAUAAAUAAUUUUAUUUAAUUAUCAA